UAGAAAGGACUGGAGAGCUCUGUGUUGGAAUGUGAUUCAGUUCAUACCGCAGUACUUUUGAAAGGCACCAUAUUAAUUUACUGGAAAACACAGCUGAAGACGUCCCAUCCUUGACUUUAAUUUACUUUAUAUGAAGUUACCGUCUUGAGGACGGCAACAAGGGAAGAUAUGUCUCAGCAGCACCGGGUGGUUCUGCUGUCAGCGGCGUCACUUGCAAUUGUUUUCGGAAAAGACGAGGAGAGCUCCGUGGCUGGGGAAGGGAAACACACUACUACAAGUGCCAGCGGUCUGGACAUCUUCCAGGAAUUUAAAUCCCAGAAUUUGCGCAGUUUCUGGAAUAAGAGACUCGUAAAGGCUAUCGCUGAAGUUUACUUUCAGGGAUGGUUGGAUAGUGCUGUUCUACUUGUCCAGGGGAGUGCUAAUAAUUUGGAGGUGCUGAGAGAAGCAUGGAUGCGCAGAGCCCUAAGGUCACCAAAAGGACUGGCCAUCAAAGCUGUUGGUGAUCUGUCUCCAGUACAGAUGACACCCAUCUCUCAGUCCCAAUUUAUCCCGCUUUCAGAGGUGCUCUGUUCAAUCAUCUCUGACAUGAAUGCUGCUGAUGUGGUGGUCAACCAGGAGGCUCUGAUAAAUCAUAUGAUGAAAGCCCACCCAGGAAUGACCAUCCCCACUCAAGACAUCCUUUACAGUGCCUUGGGAACUUUGAUAAAAGAAAGAAAAAUCUACCACACUGGGGAGGGCUACUUCAUUGUUACCCCAAGGACCUACUUCAUCACCAACAGCCUGGAGAAGGAGGAAAGGUGGUGGACAACAGGAGAGAACUCUCUCCCCUCUCCUCCUCCUAUCACCUACCUGCUGAGCAUUGAGAACUCUGUGGAUGCCACUACUCCACCUGUGGCCCACUGUAAGUCCUGCAGCUGCUUUCACUCACAGACCACUGUACCCCCAUCUGUACAGGACCAAAAUUCUGUCAGUGAGUGCACAGGCAAAAGUCUCAAGUGGUCCAAAGAACAGAAGCCAUCUGUCCAGAACCAGUCCACGUCCACAGCAGCUGACUGCCAGGCAAGCGAGAUCAGCAAAUCCACAUGCACUACCACUGGUAAUCGCAAGGAUAAACCUAGCCGCAAGUUUGGCCUCAGCCUGUUCCGCAGAAACACAGGGAAAAAUAAGGAGAACAAACCGAAAAAGGAAUACGCCACCUUCUCUGGACAGUUCCCUCCAGAAGAGUGGCCAGUGCGGGAUGAGGAUGACCUAAAUAAUCUUCCAAGGGACCUGGAGCACGCUAUUAUCAAACGCAUAAACCCUCAGCUGACUGUUGACAACUUGGUCCGGCACACAGUCUUGAUGAAGAAGCUGCAGGACAGGGGAGAGAGAGGGGCUGAAAGAGCUGUGGAUAAAGGCAUGUCUACUGAGAUACUUGUCUCGAAGCAGAAGCGCCACCCCCCCAAAUCUGGAGGCAAGAGGUCUGCCUCUAGAGCUGCUAGGACUAAGAGAAGAGGCCCUAUAGCCAGAGAGAAACAGAGACUGAAGACCAAGGCUCUGCAGUGUGCUGACAACUUAGAAGGUGACGAUGUAAUACCCUCUCACCCUCAGCCUGAAUUGUUUCUGGAUGAGCUUGAUAGCCAUGACGACUCUACCACUGUGGAGGCAAAGUAUGUGUAUAAGAAACGUAUAGAGAACCCUUUUCAGGGGAUACCCAUUAGGGACACUACUCAGACAGUGGGUCACAGAGAGCACAGGAGACGAGAGAAUAAGAGGCAAAAUUCUGGAUACAGGGAACAUGUAGGUCACAGGUCAAAGUCAUGGGACCCUCACCGUGCAAAAGGUGCAUCAGAUGAGACAGAGAAAUCCCACACCCUCAAGGACAGAUCCUGUGAACGUCUUCAAGACAGAGGCUUAAUCAUGGACUCCACCCUGGACCCUAAACCUAUUGGAGAACUCUCUAGUAAUUACAGCCCUCUCUAUCCAGAGAGCUGCACCCUGAAGAUGGAAGAAAAGGUCAGACAGCUCAGGGGAAGACAAGUUCGAGGCAAGGAGUGUAGAGACAAACACAAUAAGGAAGUCACACCCAGGAUCAUAGAGGAUGGAGAUAUAAGAGGUGUACCUGACCAGAAACAUAAGGCAAGUCCAGAUCACCCAUCUCAUCCUUAUGAAACCACAGAUGCAGUCAUGUCUUGGCCCAAAUCCACUGUUCCGCGUAGGCUGACCGUAUGUCAUCUUAACAUCAAAGAGGAUUCCAGUGAUCGACCAGACCUGCUUGCCUCACACCAGCAAACCAGUAGUAUGGCAAGCAGUAAACCGGCACUAGACAUGAGGUGCAUGCACAGGAGCACAAGCCAGGUGGAAAGCGAUGGCUACACUGAUGAUGACAAACAAAUCUACCAGAGAGCAGAGGGGGACUAUGAUGAAGAUGGCUGCAGCUCUUUGUGUCUGAAUGAGGACUAUGUUAUUGGCAGCAGUGAGGUAUCCCUCCCAGGAUUGACCCAGUGCCGGCAGUCCCUCAGUGUGGAUGGGCAAUGGGAAAGCAAAGCGGAAGGAAACACAACCAGUGCCCAGUUGGACCACGUCAAAAUCAAUCCCAAACCAAAUGUAGCUUACAAGUGGCAGUUGGCCAGCAAUGAGUACCAAGCAAUGCUGUCCAUCAGUCGGCAUGCAUCCAGCCCCAGAUAUGAGGACCAAGGUGUGGGUGAGAGAUUACAGCCAGGCGGUCUGGGUUUGGGAACCAGAUCUCCAACAGAAAGCCUAGGUUUGGGUGAAGCAGUACAUUGUUCUGCUUUGGGAGACCACGAGCCUACUGAGGCCCAUGACAGCAGUAUUUUUGACUACUGUCCGAUGAGUGAGUUGGACACAGACACUGAAACUGUGCAGAAGUAUACAAACGAAGGAGACAGCCAGUCCAACCACAGGGUGUCUGCCUUACACAUGGUGGAUAGAUCUCAUGGCCAGUCAGAAGCCUGGGAGGAUGAAAUAGUCCAUCCCACAGUGAGUGAGAGUCAGAGCAUGCCCAAUGCAGCAUGUUCAGGAGAAACAGUGGAAAGUCACAAUAACACAGUAGACAGCGGCAUUGACUCCCCAAGGACAUGUUUGAGUCUAACAUCAAAUAACUCAGCGAUACUGAGGGGACUGAAACGUGGUGGUUUCUUGCAAAAUCUGGAGAAACUUCACUCCAAAAGCACCAACAUGCACACUCAGAGCUCUCUGCUUCAACUCACUCCUGUCAUGAAUGUCUGA
Molecule: messenger RNA, 3228 nt
Organism: Chanos chanos (milkfish)
Lineage: Eukaryota; Metazoa; Chordata; Actinopteri; Gonorynchiformes; Chanidae
Gene: stox1
Product: storkhead box 1
Exons: 4
Coding region: 169-3228 (1019 amino acids)
Biological process (GO): regulation of transcription by RNA polymerase II
Cellular component (GO): nucleus; cytoplasm
Molecular function (GO): RNA polymerase II transcription regulatory region sequence-specific DNA binding
Source: RefSeq, a predicted model, not a curated record